AUGGAACAUCGAACAAGAAAAAGAAUUCGUGAAGUAAAAAAAAAGCAAGACCAGGUAACCGAAUUAUGUGAAAAAGGUUCUUGGGAAAGUCUUCAAAUAUUUAAAAAAUUCAAUGAAUUUACUAACGUUGAAGAUAAUUGUGAGAGGAUAAACGUAUCAGAUGUUUCUCCCCAAGAUUUUAUAGAAAAAUAUGAAAAAUGGUAUAAACCUGUAGUUAUCUGCGGUUUGCAAGAAAAUUGGAAAGCAAAACAUAAGUGGAAUUUAGAGAGUUUGGGGAAAAAGUAUAGAAAUCAAAAAUUUAAAUGUGGAGAAGAUAAUGAAGGCUAUAGUGUAAAAAUGAAACUUAAGUAUUAUAUUGAAUACAUGAAAACUACAUUAGAUGAUAGUCCAUUGUAUAUUUUCGAUAGUAGCUUUGGUGAACAUGCUAGAAGAAAGAAACUUUUGGAUGAUUAUGAAGUGCCUAUUUACUUUAGAGAUGAUUUAUUACACCAUGCUGGUGAAGAACGACGACCCCCUUAUCGAUGGUUCGUAAUGGGACCAGCUCGUUCGGGAACGGGGAUACACAUAGAUCCUUUGGGAACAAGUGCAUGGAAUGCACUAGUCGUAGGAUACAAAAGGUGGUGCCUAUUUCCUACUCAUACACCUCGUGAGUUAAUUAAAGUAACAGGCAUUGAAGGAGGAAAACAAAGAGAUGAAGCUAUUACAUGGUUUUCUGUAAUUUAUCCUAGAACAAAACUACCUGAUUGGCCUCAAGAUUGUAAACCGCUUGAAAUUUUACAAAAACCUGGUGAAACAGUAUUUGUUCCUGGUGGAUGGUGGCAUGUAGUAUUAAAUUUAGAAAAUACAAUUGCAGUUACUCAUAAUUUUUGUAGCAGAACCAAUUUUCCCGUCGUGUGGCAUAAGACAAUGAGAGGACGUCCGAAAUUAUCAAAAAAAUGGUAUCGACGCCUUAAGGAAAUAGAUCCAACAUUAGCUGAAAUAGCCGACAGCGUAGAUCCUACUCGUUCGACUGGUAUCGCCUCAGAUUCAUCUUCUUGCUCUACUUCAAGCUCAAGUAGUGAUUCUAGUGACACGUCAUCAAGUGAAGAUAGUGGACAAGGAUCUCUAUCAGCUCAUAAAAAGAAAAAAAGACUAAAAAGACAAGAAAGUAAUGCAAAUGUAAAUCAAUGA
This is a messenger RNA of Pediculus humanus corporis (human body louse), 1170 nucleotides long. Its product is annotated as protein PTDSR, putative. Bases 1 to 1170 code for a protein of 389 amino acids. Lineage: Eukaryota; Metazoa; Arthropoda; Insecta; Psocodea; Pediculidae. Gene Ontology annotation, molecular function: histone H4R3 demethylase activity; P-TEFb complex binding. The record is from RefSeq and is a predicted model, not a curated record. Gene Ontology annotation, cellular component: nucleus; cytoplasm. Gene Ontology annotation, biological process: phagocytosis. The transcript has 8 exons.